Populus euphratica (Euphrates poplar) is the source of this 849-nucleotide messenger RNA. RefSeq lists its product as uncharacterized. The transcript has a single exon. The record is from RefSeq and is a predicted model, not a curated record. Bases 1 to 849 code for a protein of 282 amino acids. Lineage: Eukaryota; Viridiplantae; Streptophyta; Magnoliopsida; Malpighiales; Salicaceae. Gene Ontology annotation, molecular function: protein binding.
AUGGAACGUAAUUUUUUUACAAAUGACCAACAAGGUGAGGACACUGAAAAGGCUUUAACUUUUGCUACUAGAGCUUUGAAAGUUCUUGAUAUUGGUGAUGAUAAGCCUAGUUUUCUUGUUGCUAUGACUUUACAAUUAAUGGGUUCUGUUAGUUAUAGUUUAAAAAGGUUUAAUGAUAGUUUAGGGUAUUUAAAUAGGGCACAGAGGAUACUGGGUAGGCUGGAGGAGGAGGGGACUACUAACGUUGAGGAUAUUAGGCCAGUGUUGCAUGCUGUGCUGCUUGAGUUAUCAAAUGUGAAGACUGCGAUGGGGAGGAGAGAGGAGGCCAUAGAUAAUCUUAAGAAGUGUUUAGAGAUCAAGCAAAUGACUAUGGAUAAAGGCAGUAAAGAAUUGGGUGUGGCAAAUAGGGAACUGGCAGAGGCUUAUGUUGCAGUUUUGAAUUUCAAUGAGGCUUUGCCGUUUGGUUUGAAGGCAUUGGAUAUACAUAAGAGUGGACUUGGGGAUUAUUCUGUGGAGGUUGCAUAUGAUAGGAAGCUUCUCGGGGUCAUAGAUAGUGGGCUGGAGGAACAUGACAAGGCAUUGGAGCAGAAUGUGCUGUCACAGAAGGUUUUGAAGAGUUGGGGUCUUAGAUCAGAAUUGCUUCAUGCUGAGAUUGAUGCUGCUAAUAUGCAGAUUGCAUUGGGCAAGUAUGAUGAGGCUAUUAAUACUUUGAAGGGUGUUGUCCAGCAGACAGAGAAACAUGGCGGGACUCGAGCAUUAGUGUUCAUCUCUAUGGCAAAGGCACACUCUGGAGUUUCAUCUGGCCAUGAUGUGAAAUUGUUUUAUUCCAGAGUCUGCACUACAUUGUGA